Messenger RNA from Alexandromys fortis (reed vole), 2958 nucleotides. It is a transcript of the gene Pdgfb, whose product is annotated as platelet derived growth factor subunit B. Gene Ontology annotation, biological process: positive regulation of phosphatidylinositol 3-kinase/protein kinase B signal transduction; positive regulation of protein autophosphorylation; positive regulation of ERK1 and ERK2 cascade. The transcript is spliced from 7 exons. NCBI's taxonomy places the organism in Eukaryota, Metazoa, Chordata, Mammalia, Rodentia, Cricetidae. Gene Ontology annotation, cellular component: membrane. Bases 774 to 1502 code for a protein of 242 amino acids. The record is from RefSeq and is a predicted model, not a curated record. Gene Ontology annotation, molecular function: platelet-derived growth factor receptor binding; growth factor activity.
GUCCCAGCCCCCACGCCUGGCCGCCCCCUCCUCUCCCUGCAGUGAACUUUGGAGCCCCGCAGCGCGUGAGCCAGGCGCCGGGCACUGGGUGGCCCCAAGGGCUGGGAGGCCAGGUCCAGGGUUCUGGAAUAUAUGACGAGACAGCGGUGGGUUUCUCUUUACAGUAGACCAACCUAGAUCCCUAAACCUCCGUGGCGUCCUGGGAGGUGUGUGUUGCCCUGCCUUCUGCCUCAUGAGCCAGAGCUCUUAAGCUCCUUCCCGGCCAGGGGAGAACGGGUGGGGUGGUAUCUAGGGUGUCUAAGACAUCGCGAUCUCCUGAGUCCAUUUGGAACCAGCGUGGGCUUUGGUUCUGCCCAGGACCCGGCCUGCCCUAGUGGUGUGCGCCCUCGAUCUCAGGAUAUCCACGGAGACCUUUGGAGAGCGUUCUGGUCCCACCCAAGCUUCUGCUCUGGGCUAGGGUGGGCACCUCGGGGUCGUGCUGGACGGUCCAAAAGCACCUUGUAUCUUGGGGCCCAGAGAGAGACAGAGACACUUGAGAGACAGGCAGACAGACAUACGGUAGGUUCAGACGCUUGGAGUACAGACAGGACUGGGGCGCGCGCGCGGGGGAGGGGGGGGGAGAGUUCUUAAGGAAUCCAGCCCCAGGGGCGGUGUGUGUGUGUGAGGCCCGGCCAUACCUGCGCCGGCGCCCUGCGAGAGGAAGCACCUCUCUCCCCCGCAUGCAGGCUGCGGAGCGCGCGCCUGCAGAAGCCUAGCUGCAAGGGAGGUGGGGUAUGGAAACGUCUGCGGGAGCGAUCAGGUGGGAUCGGUGCCCCUACCCCUCCCAGCCUCACGUAGCAGGGGACCCCAUUCCAGAGGAACUCUAUGAAAUGCUGAGUGACCGCUCCAUCCGCUCCUUUGAUGACCUCCAGCGCCUGCUGCAUGGAGACUCCGUAGAUGAAAAUGGGGCCGAGCUGGACCUGAACAUGACCCGAGCCCACUCUGGAGGAGAGCCAGAAAGCUCAUCUCGAGGGAGGAGGAGCCUAGGUUCCCUGGCAGCCGCAGAGCCCGCUGUAAUCGCCGAGUGCAAGACGCGCACAGAGGUGUUCCAGAUCUCACGGAACCUCAUCGAUCGCACCAACGCCAAUUUCCUGGUGUGGCCACCCUGCGUGGAGGUGCAGCGCUGCUCUGGCUGCUGCAACAACCGCAACGUGCAGUGCCGGGCCUCGCAAGUGCAGAUGAGGCCAGUGCAGGUGAGAAAGAUUGAGAUUGUACGGAAGAAGCCAAUCUUCAAGAAGGCCACAGUGACCCUGGAGGACCACCUGGCCUGCAAGUGUGAGACAAUAGUGACCCCUCGGCCUGUGACUCGGAGCCCUGGGACAUCCCGGGAGCAGCGAGCCAAGACACCUCAAACUCGGGUGACUGUUCGGACGGUGCGAGUCCGCCGGCCCCUCAAAGGGAAGCAUCGAAAAUUUAAGCACACACACGACAAGGAGGCACUGAAGGAGACCCUCGGGGCUUAGGGGCAUCGGCAAGCGUGUGGGCAGGGUUAUUUAAUAUGGUAUUUGCUGUAUCGCCCCCAUGGGGUCCUUGGAGUGAUAAUGUUGUUCCCCUCGUCCGUCUGUCUCGAUGCCUGAUUCGGACGGCCAAUGGUGCUUCCCUCAUCCCGCGUGCCCGGCCACCUCCACCAGCAACAGUCCUUCGGCCCGUCCUGGAGCUGCGACUCCAGAAGCAAACAAAGGGCUCCAUUCCAUGCUGCUUCUUCCCUUGACCCCGAGAACGUGGGACAAGUGUGCGGGAGCCUCACGGGGGACUGUGGACUGGCCCCAGGAGCCUGGGAUUUGGUCUGAGAGCCUCUGCAUGUCCCGCCUGAUUCCUGGACCCCUGGCCAGCCAGCAGGGAGCACUUUCAGGCAGGCUAGGGUCCCUUGUAGUCCUGUGGCCAGGACCACAGGGGGAGCACAGACUAGAGGAAACCUCUCAGCACCCGGAUCCGCCACUCAUCUCUCCCUGUCCCCUUAGCCCAUAGUGGCUUUUCAUUUUAUAAGUAUGAAAUCAAGGAAGAUAACGAACUCCUCUGGGCAGGUGGCCACAUGCCUUCUCUGAUGGAUUGGAGAUGCAGUGUGCUUGUGACCUGGGCCACAUCCCCUGCCUCUUUCCACCUCCCUUGCAUCUCUCUUGUUUCAUUUCUCUACCUCCGCUCUGUGUCUUCUUCCUCAUGUACCCUUCAGUCGGCUCCACCAGGGGUGCUGAUUGAGGCUCUGAACGACCCUACCAUUCUCCCUUAAGGCAGGAGACCCGUCUGUCUUAUUCCUCUCCAGCCAAGACAGCCACGUAAGGUUGUGUGGGAUGUGUAUUGCACAUGGGCACUGCAUGUGGAGAAUUCUGUUCACACCCUAAACAUGGCCGAUUUGUCUAUUAUGACCUUCUAGCAGAUGUAUGUCAAGCCUCUGAGGAAAGGAGGCCGUGUUUUAAUUCACACUGACGCCCUAUGCAGACUGGCUGUGUGCGCGCUGACCCAGCCUGAAGCUCAGAAUGAGCCUCAGGUGCUGGGGGAGCAACACAGUCUUUGCCCAUUGCCUCCUUCAGCUGUUCCCUUCCUGGCAGGUGCGGGAUAUCAGGAGCUCCCCAAGGGAGGGGCCGUCCUGGCUGCCCUCUUCCCUGUGUGCACAUUGCCCCUCAGAUCUUUUGUGGUUUUACCUGAUGGCUUCUUCCAGGAAGCUAGCUGGUACACUGGAAGCGGGAGAGAGAGGGAGAGCCAUAGUGCCCUCAGGAGGACUGGGGUUGACGCACCCACUUCCCCCCCAACUUCCCCCUGCACUUUUCCCUCCCCCUCCCAGGUCCGCUUCCUUCAGUUUGUAAAGUUGGUGAUUAUAUUUUUGGGGGCUUUCUUUUUAUUUUUUAAAUGUAAAGUUUAUUUAUAUUCCAUAUUUAAAGUUGUAAAAAAAAAAGCCACGAAACCAAACCAAACGAAUCCUCC